CUUCCUUCAGUGGCUGAAUUUACCACCUGUUUCCUUUUCAGGCUUCUAGUUAGUGCCUCCCAGGAUGGCAAACUUAUAAUUUGGGACAGCUAUACUACAAACAAGGUGCAUGCUAUUCCCCUGCGUUCGUCUUGGGUCAUGACUUGUGCAUAUGCGCCUUCUGGAAACUACGUGGCUUGUGGUGGUCUUGAUAACAUCUGUUCCAUUUAUAACUUGAAAACUCGUGAAGGGAAUGUACGUGUCAGCCGUGAGCUAGCUGGGCAUACAGGAUACUUGUCAUGCUGUCGUUUCUUGGAUGAUAAUCAAAUUGUUACCAGCUCUGGCGACACCACUUGUGCUCUCUGGGACAUAGAAACUGGUCAGCAGACAACUACAUUUACUGGGCACACUGGAGAUGUCAUGAGUUUGUCUCUGGCUCCUGAUGCUCGGUGUUUUGUUUCUGGUGCCUGCGAUGCCUCUGCCAAACUGUGGGAUGUUAGAGAAGGAAUGUGUCGGCAAACCUUCACUGGCCAUGAGUCGGACAUCAACGCCAUCUGUUUCUUCCCCAAUGGCAAUGCAUUUGCAACAGGCUCGGAUGAUGCUACAUGCAGGCUUUUUGAUCUUCGGGCUGAUCAGGAACUUAUGGUUUAUUCACAUGAUAACAUCAUCUGUGGCAUCACCUCUGUAGCAUUUUCCAAGAGCGGACGUCUCCUCCUAGCUGGUUACGAUGACUUCAACUGCAAUGUUUGGGAUACGCUGAAAGCUGAUAGAGCAGGUGUCCUUGCUGGUCACGAUAACCGUGUCAGUUGCUUAGGUGUGACUGAUGAUGGUAUGGCAGUGGCAACAGGAUCAUGGGACAGCUUCCUCAAGAUCUGGAACUGAAAAGAGUGGCGGACUCCGUGACUGGAAGAAGUUUCCAACGAUUGAAAAUUAAAAAUGAUAGCAUAUUCAAUCCAACUAUACUAACUUGGACCCCCAUCCUCCCCAACUUCAAAGGGCAAGAUCUUUUCCGUCUCCUGUUGCUGAAAUUGAAGAGCACAAUUACCUUUCCAAGAAGAAUUUCUGUGUUGUAAGCAAAAUGAAAUAGUGCAUUCCUUUUGGGACCAUUUUUUUUUUUUUUCUGUCUUGAGAAAUUUAAAAAUCAAACACUAUCAUAAAAGCAUGACCAGAAAAUAAACUUGAGCAUAAUUGUGAAACAGUUAGCUUUCACUGUAGUUUCCAAGUUGAAGUUAAGGACUUUAUCUCACACACUUGCAAAUUUUAAAGUCAUGUUUGUAGCGGGAUUUUUUUCAAGUUUCCUUUUUAAAUACAUUUGUUUAUGUAUUUAAUUGAGCAAAACAAGGGAGUCCUAGCCCAGAGCAUCUGGGGGUUGUUAACGAUGUAAAUUUAGUCCCUACUUUUUUUAUUUUAUUUUCUAGUAUCACAGAUAAUUGUUGCACAAAACUUGGCAUAUAUAGGAUAAUGUUAAGCAGUAAGGUAACCAAGCACAUGCUGUUCAAGGUAAUGAAUGCUUGUUUAAAGAAUCCUUUCACAUUUUAUGGAUAACAAAUGCAAUCCUUGGUCCCUCCUACCCCCUCUUUUCACCACACUGAUUUUUUUUAAUCUGUUUUGGUUUUGUCCACUUGAAAGGGCAGUUUAUAUAUCCUAACACUAUCCUGUAGUCUCAACAACCAGGAAUCUCUGUUUUCAAAAGAGACCUAUCCUACACUUGGGUAUUGAGUCAAUUCUUUGUGUAUGAAAUGAUGUACAAAUCAAUGUUUUGAAAAUAAUGAUCUUGAACUUUCUAAGUUAAACAAAAAAAAAAAUCUUUUUUGAUUGUUUGCCAUAUUGGGUGGGUUUACUCUUAGAAUCGCAUGCUGUAGAAAUGCUAAAAAGUGCAUAUUGGACUAAGUCCUUAGAUGUUUUUUCUUUGAAAAAAUAACCUGUUUAAAAACUGUAACCAUUGUUGCUGUAUUCAUUUAUUGUUGCUACUCUGUGCAUAAAUCUAUGAAGAACUCAAGUAAAAAGCUAUGCACGUUUUGGAGUAGCGUGGUAAGUCACCUUUUUUUUU
Meleagris gallopavo (turkey) is the source of this 2029-nucleotide messenger RNA. NCBI's taxonomy places the organism in Eukaryota, Metazoa, Chordata, Aves, Galliformes, Phasianidae. The record is from RefSeq and is a predicted model, not a curated record.